Penicillium alfredii is the source of this 840-nucleotide messenger RNA. RefSeq lists its product as uncharacterized. The coding region runs from base 1 to 840 and encodes 279 amino acids. Gene Ontology annotation, molecular function: transmembrane transporter activity. Gene Ontology annotation, biological process: transmembrane transport. The record is from RefSeq and is a predicted model, not a curated record. The transcript has 4 exons. Lineage: Eukaryota; Fungi; Ascomycota; Eurotiomycetes; Eurotiales; Aspergillaceae.
AUGGGGGUGAUGGGUCCCUUCCUACAGUCUCAUUCACCGCAGGAUGAAUUUCGCCCCAACUGGCAGCUCAAAUCCAUCUUUGGUGUCGUUGGGCUGCUGAACUUUGUGGCUGCUCUCGAUGCAACCCCGUUGUCGGUUGUUCUCCCGACUAUUUCAAAUGAUCUCGACGGAACAGCCACAGAAGCCUUCUGGGCAGGCACCUCGUUCCUAGUCGCAUCAUGCAUCGUCCAGCCCGUCUUCUCGCUGGCCUCAGACAUCUUCGGCCGCAAGAUGUCCCUGCUAACCGCCGUCGCAGCCUUUACGCUAGGCUCGAUCCUCGCCGCCGUGGCAUCAGGGCUUCUCCCUGAUGCUAUGCUCACCGAGGUGCUGAUCGCCGACCUCACCACCUCCGUCAGCUACCUUGGUUGUUUCUUGCAUGGAAUCAUUCUGUGCUCAGGUAUUUAUUACUUACCGCUGUACUACAAAGGCACCCUGGGAUACAGCCCCGUGAUCGCCGGCGUGGCGUUUCAGAACCGCAUCAAGACCGAGUUCCACAGCCACCCCGAGCUGGGACGCUCGGCCGACGCCUUUGCCCAGGAUGCGUCUAGCUUGGUACAUUAUACCAAGAGUCUUCCGGCUGAGAGCGCGCCGCGCUGUCUCAUUGCCGGUCUGUAUGCCGAUGCGCUGUCGAUUGUCUGGGUGGUGAUGUGUGGUGCUGCUGGGCUCGGGCUGAUUUCGAGUCUGCUCACCAAGGGCUAUAGUAUGAACCAGUCGUUCAACUCUGACCAGGACCUGCAGAGUGCUAGGACGACGGAUGUGGAGUCGAAUGUUGGUGUUGAGUUCGAGAAGACUUGUGAUUGA